AUGGAGCCUAGCCGGGGCACCCUUUGCCCGGACAUAAGCCUGCUCUACCGGGGAGUCCCCGACUACGACGCGUGCCACUCGCCCGCCUCCACGGUAGACGAUGGGGACAGCCAGCCGCCGUUCGGUGUGGACCUCAGCGGGAAGGGCACCAGCUUGGCGGGCAAGUCGUUCACCAUCGCCGCCAUCCUAGGCCUGGGCGACGAGGACGUGGCGCUCGGGAUGCAGGAGCGGCUGCAGCAACAGCGGCAGCUGCACAGCUACCUGUACCCUGCCCACGAGGCGCGGCGGCUGAACGACGGCCUCUGCAGGAUGGCCGGCGCGCAGACCCUGACCCAUGACAAUUCCAGACAGGAGCUGCGGCCGCAUGUCGGCCAGAUCAAGGGCAGCAGACAGCAUACAAUUACGUGUUCUAACGGCACGGGCAGGAGCAAGAGGAUAAGGACGAUCUUCACACCGGAACAGCUGGAGAGGCUGGAGGCGGAGUUCGAGAGGCAGCAGUACAUGGUUGGACCCGAGCGGCUGUACUUGGCCCACGCUCUGCAACUCACCGAGGCACAGGUGAAAGUGUGGUUCCAAAACCGUCGUAUCAAAUGGCGGAAGCAUCAUCUAGAAGUAACACAGCAGAGGUUAGCAGUGCUACAAAGACACAGGCCGGAGGAGCGUGAUGAAGACGUG
Messenger RNA from Iphiclides podalirius (scarce swallowtail), 675 nucleotides. Lineage: Eukaryota; Metazoa; Arthropoda; Insecta; Lepidoptera; Papilionidae. The record is from the annotation of a GenBank genome assembly.